This is a messenger RNA of Effrenium voratum, 1782 nucleotides long. The record is from the annotation of a GenBank genome assembly. NCBI's taxonomy places the organism in Eukaryota, Dinophyceae, Suessiales, Symbiodiniaceae.
AUGGUGCGGGCGGGAUCGCCGCGCACCGAUGCCGCAAGGAACGAGGCGAAGAAGAUGAAAAACCUGUUCAAGCGUUUUGCCGCCGACGAAAAAGGCACGGCCUACAUCAUGGCGGCGUUCGCCGUCGUUCCGCUGUUCGGCAUGACCGGCCUUGCGGUCGACUAUACGAACGCGGUGCGCACCGAAACCCAGAUCGAGACGGCGGCCCAGUCGGUGGCGCUGCAUCUGGCCAAGCGGACCACGCUGAACCCGAACAUUCCGGCCGAAGACCUGAUCGCAGAAGGCAAGGGCCUGAUGGCCGAGAUGGUCAAGGGCCGCACCCUUUCCUACGACGUCUUUCAGGUCGAUCCGUCCAGCGGAUUGGUGCGUAUCGUCGCCAAGACCAGCAUCGACACGUACCUGAUGCACCUGUUCGGUCAGGACGAGUUGACCGUCGUCGGCCGCAAACAGGCGCAGUUCGGCCGGCGUGAUGUCGAAGUCGCAAUCGCGAUCGACAAUUCCGGUUCGAUGGGCAACUGGUCAGGCGGAAAGCGCAUGAUCGAUGCGGCCAAGGAUGCGACCAUUGUCCUGAUGGACGCCGCAUCGGACGCGAUGGACGAUUUCGACAAUGCGGACCUGCGGUUUUCGCUUGUUCCCUGGCACACCAAUGUGCGGGUGCCUGAAGCAUAUCGCACCGACUCCUCGGGCAACGAUGCCUGGUGGAUCGACUGGGAAGGCCGCUCGACCGGUCAUUUCAACUAUCUUGCGCCCUACAACAAUGACGGCGGCAUGUAUUUUGAAAUGGGCCCUGGAAACAGUGGGGACCGGUGGCAACACCAUGACCCGAGCCGUCUGGUUGACUAUCUGCCGCUUGAGGGCGACGGCGACGGUGUAGACCUCGAUGCCCUGCGCGCCCUUCCCGGCAUCAACAUCAUAACACGCCGCGACGUCUUCAAUCGCUUCUCCAACGUGGAAUGGGCCGGCUGUUUCGAGCAUCGCCAUGGCGAUUACAGGUUCGGAUUUGACGCCCCAACGCUAGAUGAUGGGGACUCGCUCUUCGUUCCGCACAUGGCGCCGGACGAGCGUGACGGAUGGGGUGGCCGAAACAACUAUAUUUCGGAUACCGGCGGCGACUCGAACGUGGGCGGCAAUAAGGUCAACAACGAGCAUUCGCGGGUGAUGAAUACGCCGAAAUAUGCCGGCGCGCCCAGCAAUGCCUGGGGACUGGGUCCCAAUGGCAAGUGCAAUACGGCGCCGAUGAUUCCUCUGACGGACGAUCGUGACGAUCUCGAAGACGCGAUCGAUGACAUGCAGGCCAACGGCAACACGGAUCUCACGACCGGUCUUUCUUGGGCGAUGCACACUCUGACGCCCUGGGAACCGUUCGAUAAUGCAGCCGACUUUGGCGAAGCGGAAAAGAUCCUCGUCUUCAUGACCGACGGUGACAACUGGCCGCGGAAUCCUGGCCACUAUGCAACCAGCUACUCCAGUCUCCAGUAUCCGAGAGAUGACCUGCUGGACAAGAACUUGCCGAACAGCCCGAGCCAGUGGCAGGCCAACGGCGUCUUUGACGACGCAUCCAAGGAGUUCUGCACAUCAAUCAAGAACCUUGGCGUCAAGAUCUACUUCGUUUAUUUUGGCAACCCGAGCUCGGCCGCGACGCAAAUCAUGAACCAUUGCGCGACCUCGUCCGAAACGGCGAUCGCCGCGGCGGACUCUCAGGAACUCGAAGAUGCCUUCCGCAAGAUCGGCGACGAUAUCGGCAAGUUGCGGCUGAGCCACUACACCCCGCCCGAGGACUGA